ACCCGGAUCCGUACCCGCAUUGAGUGGAGUAGGAAAUGGUGACAACGUUCACCUUUAUCCAGACUUGCACCAAAAGUCAACGACUCGGUACGAGCUCGCCUCUUCUAAAGAGAACUUCCACAGUCCUACUAGCCAGGAUCCUAGUCCACAAGGACCCUCAGGCCUGUGGCUUUGUUGCCUUCGGCCGCCAUGUCGGAAUGCGAGUGUCACGGUGCCAGAGAAUUCCAUGCAGUCUGGGCGCGUGCAUGAGCGCACUCGUCGGACCGGUGGGGCGGUGGGUGUGGCCUGCACCCGCACCACGGAGAGAGCGCGCUCGGACGUGGGGACAAGUGAAGUCCUGCCGCUGCCCCGUGGAACAGGACGAGUUUUUUGGUGGGAUUGUGGACUUUCAGCCCCGGCACACGUUUGGAGUGAAGGCGGAAUGGAGGCCAACGGCUUGGCUGAGAAGAGCGGUUUGGAGAAUGAUCGGGAUCUGAACUUCCUGUUGAUCGGUGGGUUCCUGACUAAAGUGAGGUCGCGGUCCUGGCAGAAGAGUCGCUUGUACCGCCUGCAGGAGGACUGCAAGACCGUCUGGCACGAGUCUGAAAAGGUCGUCAACCGCAAACAGACUUUCUCCAUCGACGAGGUGGAGUCGGUGCGUCAUGGCCGCCAGUCAGAAGGUCUCAGCAAGCACACGGACCCCGCCGAGGAGGCUCGCUGCUUCUCCAUCGUCUUCAGGGGCAGGAAGAAGGUUCUGGACCUGAUGGCCAGCGACCCCCAGGAGGCGGAGCAGUGGGUCAAAGGUCUCAACAAGGUCAUCAGCAACGUGCGCGGCCUGAGCCGGCAGCAGAAGAGCGAGCACUGGAUCAUCAACUGCAUGCGCAAAGCUGACAAGAACGAGGACAACAAAAUGAACCUGAAGGAGCUGAAGCGCUUCCUGGGCCACAUCAACAUCGAAGUGGACAACGCCUACGCCGAGGAACUCUUCAAGAAAUGCGACCAUUCCAACUCGGGCACCUUGGAGGACGAGGAGAUCCGCCACUUCUACGAGCUGCUGACCGAGCGGGAGGAGAUCGAGGUCAUCUACGGCAAGUACGCCGGGACGGACGGGCAGAUGAGCGUCAAGGACCUGCUCAACUUCCUGCUGAACGAGGAGCGGGAGGCGGCCACCACGGUGGGCGCGCUGAGGCUCAUCGACAAAUACGAGGUGGACGAAACAGCCAAGCAGAGGAAGCACAUGAGCAAAGAUGGCUUCCUGAUGUACCUGCAGCAUGACGACUGCUCCAUCUUCAACCCCGCCCACAAGAAGGUGUACCAGGACAUGACGCAGCCGCUGCACCACUACUACAUCUCCUCCUCACACAACACCUACUUGACCAAGGACCAGCUCAAAGGACCCAGCAGCACUGAGGCCUACAUCAGAGCUCUGAUGAAGAGUUGCCGCUGUGUGGAGUUGGACUGCUGGGACGGCGCCAACGGAGAGCCCGUCGUCUUUCACGGCUACACGCUCACCUCCAAAAUCUCCUUCAGAGACGUCAUCAAAGCCAUCAAAGACUUCGCCUUUAAGACCUCGGAGUAUCCUGUCAUUCUGUCUUUGGAGAACCACUGCAGUCUGCCUCAGCAGAGACUCAUGGCCCAUCACAUGAUCUCCAUUUUGGGGGACGCCUUGGUCACCAGGCCCAUCGGGAGCAACUGGCCCACCACCUUCCCUUCACCUGAGGAGCUGAAGGGCAAGUUCCUGGUGAAAGGAAAGCGCCUCAACAACCCGGCCAUGGAGGAGGACACGGUGUCUGAGGAGGACGAGGCUGCGGAGGUGGAGAGCGAACAGGAAGCCAAACGAAAGGUAGGACCACGUUGUCCCCGUCGGGAAAAAGUCCACCAUGUAAAAAAAAGUAUGUCCCGCUUUCAGAAAUCCAAGAUCAAACUUGCCAAGGAACUUUCCGACAUGGUGGUCUACUGCAAGAGCGUCCACUUCAACGGCUUCGAACACGCCAGAGACAACCUGAAGUUCUACGAGAUGUCCUCCUUCAAGGAGAGCAAAGCCUUCAACCUGGCUAACAACUCAGCCUCCGCCUUCAUCCAUCACAACAUGGACAAGCUGAGCAGGAUCUACCCUGCAGGCUCCAGGACCGACUCCUCCAACUACAAUCCAGUCUCCAUGUGGAACGCUGGCUGUCAAAUAGUGGCCCUCAACUUCCAGACCCCCAAGAAGGAGAUGCACAUCAACCAGGGCCGCUUCUUACCCAAUGGGGCGUGCGGUUACAUCCUCAAAGAGGACUUCCUCAGGGACCCGUCCUCCGACUUUGACCCCAACGUGCUCUCCAGGGGGCCGUGGCUGACACCCAAGAUGCUGAAUGUCAUGGUGAUCUCAGCUCAGCAGCUACCGAAACUCAACGAGGAGAAGCAGAAGUCCAUCGUGGACCCCCUGGUGAGAGUGGAGGUCUACGGCGUGCCGGCGGACAACGCCAGCAAGCAGACGCACUACAUCGAGAACAACGGUUUCAACCCCGUGUGGAACGAGCGGUUCCAGUUCAGCGUCCUGGUUCCUGAGCUGGCCCUGGUGAGGUUCGUGGUGGAGGACCACGACACCACGUCACAGAACGAUCUGGUGGGACAUUUCUGCCUCCCACUCACAAGUCUGCAGAACGGUUAUCGCCACGUUCCGCUUCUCAACAAGAACGGUGACGCCAUCGCCGCGUCCGGGCUCUUCGUGCACGUCAUGCUCUUGGACGCCGAGUCGUGAAAAAAAGGUGCAAGUGAACACGUUUGUCACUUGUGUUACCAAACAAUGGCUGUUGCUAUGCAAACAAUACGGAAACCAAAAUGAACAAACGAGGAGUUGUUGUGUGGGCUGGAAAGGAAGACGAUGAAGAAAUGAUUUAAUUUAUGCUGACUUUUUAAUAACUGUCGUUAUUACGUCAACUGGCUAUGAAAGCAAAUAUUAAAUAUUGGAAGAACAACACAAAGAACAACACAAUUUUUUUUUCAUAAUAUUCUGUCAUUCAUAAUUAUUCGUAAUAACUUUAUUUUGACGCACAAUUUGACCGCCUCAAAUAAAAACAUGCCAACAA
Messenger RNA from Entelurus aequoreus (snake pipefish), 3050 nucleotides. RefSeq names its product phospholipase C, delta 1a (gene plcd1a). The record is from RefSeq and is a predicted model, not a curated record. Bases 227 to 2722 code for a protein of 831 amino acids. Lineage: Eukaryota; Metazoa; Chordata; Actinopteri; Syngnathiformes; Syngnathidae. Gene Ontology annotation, molecular function: calcium ion binding; phosphatidylinositol-4,5-bisphosphate phospholipase C activity. The transcript has 14 exons. Gene Ontology annotation, biological process: lipid metabolic process; phosphatidylinositol-mediated signaling.